CCAACUUUGUACUUGUAGUAUCAAAUAUCAGAAACUUCGCCAUUAACGGAACAGCUAAAAUUCUCUCAAUUAAUUGAAGUUUGGAAUGCCUCAACAAUUUUCUAGCUACUCUUAGGUUAUACAUACAUUUGUUUCACUAUCCUCGGGAGAUUGGUUAAAUUUCAUCCAUUGGUUUCUGCUGGAAUUAUAUGGAUCAGAAAAUGAAUGUAUAUAUCUGGGACAUGGAUGAAACCCUCAUAUUGCUAAAGUCGUUAAUAAAUGGGACAUAUGCUGAGGCAUUCAAUGGAUCCAAGAAUGUACAGAGUGGUGUAGAAAUUGGGAAGAUGUGGGAGAAUCAUAUUCUUCAGAUAUGUGAUGACCACUUCUUUUAUGAGCAGGUUGAAAAUUGCAAUAUGCCAUAUCUAGAUGUCUUGAAACAGUAUGAUGAUGGUCGAGAUCUCACUGACUAUGACUUCAAUAAAGACGGCUUUGGUCCGCCAAGUGAUGAUCUUAACAAAAGGAGAUUAGCGUACCGUCAUCGGGCUGUAGCACAUAAGUACAAAAAGGGGUUGCAUAGUAUUCUUGACCAAGACAUGAUUAAAUCGUGGAGCGAGCUUUAUGACGUCACUGAUAAUUAUACUGAUAUGUGGUUCUCAGCAGCUAGGGCUUGCUUGGAGCAGUGUGCAGUUGGGGAUCGAGAUUUGGCCUCCUCUACUGUUUCUACCAAUGAUGCAGGAGAUACUACAUUCCAGCAUGUGAAUAUCUUGGUGACUUCCGGAUCGUUGAUACCCAGCUUAGUUAAAUGCUUGCUCUUUCGCCUAGGUGAUUUAAUCCCUAGUGAAAAUGUGUACAGCUCAUGGGAAGUGGGCAAGCUCCAGUGCUUCUCAUGGAUAAAGGAGCGGUUCAAUGGGCCAAACGUGCAAUUUUGUGUUAUUGGAGAUGGAUGGGAAGAAUGUGAAGCAGCCGAAAGUAUGAGAUGGCCAUUUGUCAAAAUUGAUCCGCAGCCUAGCAGUUACCAUCGAUUUCCAGGCUUAACACCAAAGGAUCUGGGCCACUACUUCUCUGUUGUGUAUGGUGAUUCUGAUGAAAAAGAUAAUUUGACAUAAAAAGGUGAAGGUUCUUAUAAAGUUCUCAUUUUGCAUGAGAGAAUUCCUCUAAAUUAUGCUCUUUGUCCUGUGAGGCCACUCUGUAAUCUGUAUAGUGAAUUUCUCAAUGACUCCUGGCUUUUAGUCUCUUCUGUUAUGGCCACUCUAUGGGCGCUCAAUGGUUAAAGUGAGAUUUUUUUUUUCUUGUUUCAUGUA
This is a messenger RNA of Solanum dulcamara, 1280 nucleotides long. RefSeq names its product eyes absent homolog. The coding region runs from base 189 to 1085 and encodes 298 amino acids. The transcript is spliced from 6 exons. Gene Ontology annotation, biological process: multicellular organism development; positive regulation of DNA repair; cell differentiation. The record is from RefSeq and is a predicted model, not a curated record. Gene Ontology annotation, molecular function: protein tyrosine phosphatase activity. NCBI's taxonomy places the organism in Eukaryota, Viridiplantae, Streptophyta, Magnoliopsida, Solanales, Solanaceae. Gene Ontology annotation, cellular component: nucleus.